AUGAAGAUAGACAAGCUACAGAACGAGGGCACAGAAUAUCAGAUCAACCCGCCGGCCGAAGUAAGCCUGGAAUCUAGUGAGUUGCCUACCAGACAAGAGCGAGAGCGCUGGUUCUGCACGAGCCGCUUGCCACCGAGGGCGGCCCGUGAGGUCGGCGUCCGCUUGGCCCGGAAGGUGAGGCGGAGCACGUGUGGAGUGCGAGCGGCGGCGCGUGUGUGUGGCCAGCACACCGCUCCACCCACACCGGAGCACGCCGCUCCACCCACACCGGAGCACGCCGCUCCACCCACACCGGAGCACGCCGCCCCACCCACACCGGAGCACGCCGCUCCACCCACACCGGAGCACGCCGCUCCACCCACACCGGAGCACGCCGCUCCACCCACACCGGAGCACGCCGCUCCACCCACACCGGAGCACGCCGCUCCACCCACACCGGAGCACGCCGCCCCACCCACACCGGAGCACACCGCUCCACCCACACCCGAGCACGCCGCUCCACCCACACCGGAGCACGCCGCUCCACCCACACCGGAGCACGCCGCUCCACCCACACCGGAGCACGCCGCCCCACCCACACUGGAGCACACCGCUCCACCCACACCGGAGCACGCCGCUCCACCCACACCGGAGCACGCCGCUCCACCCACACCGGAGCACGCCGCCCCACCCACACCGGCGCACGCCGCUCCACCCACACCGGAGCACGCCGCUCCACCCACACCGGAGCACACCGAUCCACCCACACCGGAGCACGCCUGGGCACCCUGGCCUCGAGCCGCCUUCCCGCGCUUUUCGAGCGCGCGCUCCACUGGAGCUCACGAUUUAAUAUUUGCUCUGCGCAAGACCAGUGAAGUGAAAUUUGACCUCUAA
Molecule: messenger RNA, 873 nt
Organism: Schistocerca gregaria
Lineage: Eukaryota; Metazoa; Arthropoda; Insecta; Orthoptera; Acrididae
Product: proteoglycan 4-like
Exons: 3
Coding region: 1-873 (290 amino acids)
Source: RefSeq, a predicted model, not a curated record